This is a messenger RNA of Ruditapes philippinarum (Manila clam), 2181 nucleotides long. RefSeq lists its product as uncharacterized. Bases 1 to 2181 code for a protein of 726 amino acids. NCBI's taxonomy places the organism in Eukaryota, Metazoa, Mollusca, Bivalvia, Venerida, Veneridae. Gene Ontology annotation, molecular function: nucleic acid binding. Gene Ontology annotation, biological process: DNA integration. The transcript is spliced from 2 exons. The record is from RefSeq and is a predicted model, not a curated record.
AUGCGAUGGAAUACAGAAACAGAUAUGUUGACUUUCCAACAAACCUAUAUACCAGUCACAGAUACUACAACGAAACGAGAAAUCUUGCGACAUACGUCAAAAAUGUUCGAUCCUCUUGGUCUACUUAGUCGGUUACGGUACGUGCUAAGAUUAUAUUGCAACAAAUUUGGGAAGUUCGAUUGGGAUACUCCACUUCCAGCAAAUAUACAAAAGAGGUGGAAAAAUCUUGCUACAGAUUUGACUACACUAUCCACCACUCAAUACAGACGUUGCUAUUUUCCCGGAGCAGACGAGAAAAUUAGACAAGCAGACGACCAUUCACAUACUACCUUACACGUGUUUGUAGAUGCUAGUCAGUCAUCAUAUGGAGCUGCAGCUUACCUUUCCAAUGGUCAAAAUACAUCACUAAUUAUGGCAAAGAAUCGUGUGGCACCUCUUAAAAAACUUACGUUACCCCGACUAGAAUUAAUGGCAGCUGUAAUAGGUGCUCGACUUUUAAGCCACAUAAAGAAGACAUUAAAACACACAAAUUUCUAUCUUUGGUCAGACAGUCAGAUUGUUUUACAUUGGUUAGAAACAGCUAAAACUUUACCCCGCUUCGUGAGGAACAGAGUCGAAGAAAUACAAAAACUGACCGGGGACCGGAAAUGGAAAUACUGUCCAACCAACUUUAACCCAGCAGAUUUACUUACCCGUGGUAUAACAGCGAUCCAAUUCGGUUCAUACCAGAAACUAUUACGUGUUACUGCAUAUGUGAUGAGAUUCAUACAAAACAGCAAAAGUUCUAAAAAGAGACUCGAACCCCUGUCCCCCAAUGAAUUACUUCAAGCUGAGAAAUUAUGGCUAAUAGACUGUCAGUCCAGUACUUAUCCAGCAGAGAUCAGCAACAUGAGAUCAAGUAAAUCCCGCUCACAGCUUGUCAAACAACUUCGACUAUUUUUAGAUAACGAUGGCGGAAUCCGUUGCGGAGGUCGAAUUCACAAUGCCCCAUUGGUCGAGAGUUCGAAAUUCCCUUACCUGUUACCAUCAAAACAUAAGUUGACCCGUUUGAUUGUACUUCAUUACCAUCAAAAAAUACUACAUGCUGGAGUAAAUUCUACAAUUACUUAUAUACGACAGAAGUUUUGGAUACCUGCUAUUCGUCAAUGUGUAAAGACAAUUCUUCGAAAAUGUGUCAUUUGCCGGAAAGUCGUUGGCCAAGCAUACUCACCCCCAGAUCCUCCUCCGUUUCCCAGAUAUCGAGUACAAGAUACCGUUCCAUUUACAGUGACAGGUGUAGACUUUACAGGCGCACUUUAUGUCAGAACUAAAGACGGAAUUGAAACAAAAGCAUAUAUUUGUUUAUUUACGUGUGCCUCCACACGAGCGGUGCACUUAGAACUCGUGCCAGAUUUGACAGAAGACUCCUUUCUACAAGCAUUUAGAAGAUUCAGCAGCCGAAAAUCUUUACCACAUGUCAUGAUCUCUGAUAAUGCUUCAACAUUUAUGGCUGCAUCCAACCAUAUAACACGUUUGUUCGAGUCCCGACAUGUACAUGACACACUUUCAAGUCAUGGUACCACGUGGAAAUUCAUACCUAAGCGUGCACCUUGGUAUGGAGGGUGGUGGGAAAGGUUAAUUGGACUCACAAAGACAGCUCUCAAGAAAACCCUAGGCCGUACCUACGUUACAUACGACUCUUUGCAGACUGUCAUAACCGAGAUAGAAGCCGUUAUGAAUGACCGUCCGUUAACAUAUGUCUCGUCCGGCAAUCGCCCAGAACCAGAACCAUUAACACCAGCCCAUCUUUUAUAUGGUAGACGCAUUACCACAUUACCGUAUCAUGACACUGUUGAUGAAACGGACCUAAGUUUGAGCCUUGGGAAACAACAGAACAUUACACAACGUGCCAGAGUUCAGAUUAAAAUCAUAGAAGACUUCCGUAAGAGAUGGAGACAUGAUUACCUAACUGCUCUUCGUGAACAACAUCGUACAUCCGGAAAAAAUAAACAAUCCAUAUCAGUUGGUGACGUAGUACAAGUUCACGAUGACAUUCCACGUGCACAAUGGAAAUUGGCGGUCGUUGAACAACUCGUGCACGGGAGAGAUGGACUCGUUCGGUCGGCGAAAAUUAGAACAGACAGUGGUGUUACCAAUAGACCGAUAGUGAAACUUUUUCCUUUGGAAGUUACAGAACUUUAA